CAAUUCACCACCAGGUGCUCACCAAUAUUGAAGCGCGAGAUAUUACUUGCGGAAAGAUUAGAGUCUCUCCUGUUAUUGCUUGGCUGAAAAGAUGGUGGCGACAAAGGUCACAUUACCAGAAGACCUGGGAUCAAAAUCUUUUGUUAUGUUCGAUGACUUGGUUUCAAGAGGGAAGCUAUUCUACAGUGAAUCUCAGAGCGAGAUUGUAAGCCACAACGGCUUCGAGUUCGAGUUCCGCAUUAGUCCAGCCUUGAAAAGAAAGCCAUAUCUAGAGCGAGAUGAUCCCAAGCGUACGACGGAAAAGGGGCCGUUCCUCCACCCGGAUCCCGAAUUUGUCGCUGCCCAACCUCAGACUCGAGAUCUCAACCUGGGUGACGUUGAGGCUGCACGUGCUGUGAUGGCUGCACUGAAGCCCACUCUGGGGCCUCAACUGAUGAUUUACAACUGUGGAGUCGACGCCGGAUCAUCUCAGGGCCACAAGCAUGUGCAGAUUUUCCCUCAGCCACCUCGACUUUUGCUAUAUCCUCAAAGAGCGACCUCUGAUAGCGAUAAGAGAUCAAUCGAUUCGCGUAUCCCUGGGGUUCCUAACCAACAUUUUGUGUUGCGGUUAACCCAGGGAGUGACCCCUGAGCAGACCUAUCGCAGUCUGCAAAGACUAGUCUGCGCAACUAGAGAGACUCAGACAACCGGCGGGCGAGGCUACGACUACAAUGUCAUCAUGGCUGAAGAUUGGAUAUGCGUGGUGCCGCGGCGACUUGUGGGGAGAGACGGGGUAGGAGCGAAUGGUGCAGGCAUGGUGGGUCUGGUAUGGCUUCGAGACCAGGCAGAGAGAGACGGUUGGGACUCUUUUGGUUUGACAGAUCAUCUUGUUCAACUUGGUUUACCGAGGGGCUAA
Messenger RNA from Colletotrichum phormii, 895 nucleotides. RefSeq lists its product as uncharacterized. Lineage: Eukaryota; Fungi; Ascomycota; Sordariomycetes; Glomerellales; Glomerellaceae. The coding region runs from base 92 to 895 and encodes 267 amino acids. Gene Ontology annotation, biological process: nucleotide metabolic process. The transcript is spliced from 4 exons. The record is from RefSeq and is a predicted model, not a curated record. Gene Ontology annotation, molecular function: ATP binding; ATP:ADP adenylyltransferase activity.